AAGCUACUGAUCUGCUAAUGUAGUGUCAGACUAUCGAGGGAAGGCACAGCACACGGUAAGCUGAGCGCGACGCCAAUUUCCGACACGAAGCGAGGCGAGGCAUGUGCGCAACAGCGACUUGCGUCCAAGGAUCAUCGAGGUAGAAUGGCAGUUGUCAAGCAUUUUAGUACAAUAAUAGUGAUGGACUCCAUACCACCAGCGCUGUAUGGACACUUUAUUCCCAGAGUUAAAGAGUUCAGGGGAUGGCAUUGCGUUGACUGAACGCACGGACAUACAAUCUUGCAGCUAAGAAGACAGGUUUUUUUCCGUGCAAGUCGGGUUGUAAUGCAGACAUCCCACCAUGUCCUCGUCUCCACUCUGGCCGCUCGGCCCCCUCAUCGCCGUGGCUACGCAGCUGCUGCUGGGGGCGCUGGUGAUGUCAUCCGCAGGGGCCGGACAUCGGGAGCCAUCAGCGGCUUCUAUUGUGUGCCCUGAGAGCUGCUACUGUUCCCCCAUCCUCGAUCGGGGCGGGGCUGGACACAGAGGGGGCGGGGACUCUGAGGAACUUGGAGGCGUAUCGGUACGCUGCAGUAACCAGCUACUGACCUCGGUGCCCCUCAACCUGCCCAACAGCACGCGACGCUUGUAUCUGGACUACAACCAGCUGUCCUUUCUGCCAGCCGAUGCCUUCGUGGGACUCCCCCUGCUGUCCGAACUCGAUCUCUCACACAACAAGCUCUCUCUGCUUGAGCCUGGCUCCCUGGCUGCCCUGGGCCGAUCACUACGCACCCUGGACCUCUCGUCCAAUCAGCUGACCACGCUGGACCCCGAGGCGCUAGGCGGGCUCUUGUCGCGCACCAACCUCACCGACAAUCCCUGGCACUGUGACUGCAAGCUGCAGGAGGCCGUUCCAAGGCUGGAACUGGAGCCUGCUUCUCUGUUGGGUCUGCUGUGUGAUUCUGUGACCCCCAAAGAACUGGAGACCGGGGCCAAGGGAAAGGCACUGGUGCUACUGGCACAGGAGACGGACCUGUGUGCGGGCAUCAAGCGCACCACGGACGUGGCCUUGUUCCUGGUGAUGUUUGGCUGGUUCGGCAUGGUCAUCACCUACCUGGUCUACUAUGUUCGGGCCAACCAGGAGGACGCGCGCCGCCACCUGGCCUACCUCAAGUCCCUCCCCAAGGAGGGCGCCAGCGACGCCUCGUCCACGGGAAGCACCAUGGUCUGACCUCUGACCUCAGUGGCAGCGACAGAGACAUGUCAUCCCCCGCAAGCAUCAUGGUCUGGCUGAUCCAUCUUUUCCAGAUUUCCAUCAGUCUACUCCUCCCUCUUCAUCCCUCCAUCCUACUGUACCUCAAGACCCAAGGACGGCGGCAGCAACCACGGGAAGCACCAUGGUCUGACCCGCCGUCUCUGAGGAAGACUGAGAGGUCCAAAUGUCAUUAUGCUUGCCAGUGAAUAAAAAGAAAAAAUAACUUAAAGAAGAAAAAAUCCAAAGGAGUGUGCAAACCUUUUUUCCAGAAAACGUUACUUUUUUGUUCAGCACCAGGGAUUGUUCCCAACUAACUCUACAACUGACCCACCGUCUCCGUACCUCUGCCCUUCACCAUCCUUCCAUCCCUCAUUCAAGUUCAAGAGGUUUAUCGUCACUGUCAAAAAAGGCAACAAGAUUGUGAGUUGAGCAUGACACUGAGUAGAAGAUUCCCAUUGACAUGCAACAAAUAUAAAAGUGUCACUUUGAUUCUCUCUCCCUCCACCCAUGCACCUCCUGAAGGCACCUCCAUCCCUCUUCCCCUCCCAACCCAUACCUCCAUCCUGCUGCCACCCGACCUAGCUCAAGCCCCUGCCAUCUUGUCAGCACCUGCCUGCUGAUAGCCUACUCCAUGCUGUCCAGUCCAGUGGUGACGGCACUCUCUCUCUCAUUUUCCUCAUUCACUGAGCAAGUGGCCUCCCCAUCCCCCACCCUUUCAACCUGAUGCCACCUGACCUACAGGCAUGUUUCAGUGCGUACAGCGCUCACUCUGAAAAGUGAAAGUGCACUGGAUGUU
Engraulis encrasicolus (European anchovy) is the source of this 2027-nucleotide messenger RNA. Its product is annotated as leucine-rich repeat-containing protein 3-like. Bases 341 to 1207 code for a protein of 288 amino acids. Gene Ontology annotation, molecular function: protein binding. Lineage: Eukaryota; Metazoa; Chordata; Actinopteri; Clupeiformes; Engraulidae. The record is from RefSeq and is a predicted model, not a curated record. The transcript has 6 exons.